Molecule: messenger RNA, 2286 nt
Organism: Neoarius graeffei (lesser salmon catfish)
Lineage: Eukaryota; Metazoa; Chordata; Actinopteri; Siluriformes; Ariidae
Gene: klhl40b
Product: kelch-like family member 40b
Exons: 6
Coding region: 127-1968 (613 amino acids)
Molecular function (GO): protein binding
Source: RefSeq, a predicted model, not a curated record
AGGAAGUCCGCUAACCAGGCCCUGCCUCAUUUUUCUGGACUGGACACUGACAAGCAGAGCUGGGAUAAGUCCUGCCUGAAGAGCUGGUAGAACCUGAACUGAGGUUGUCACAGAAUUCAAACAACCAUGGCUCUGCCAAUAGACCCCAUGGAGGAGCCUCGAUUGUACCAGCAGACGCUGCUACAGGAUGGCCUAUGUGACCUGCUGGAAAAUGACACCAUGGUGGACUGCGUGCUGAAGAUUAAGGACAAGGAGUUCCCUUGUCAUCGCCUGGUUUUGGCUGCUUGUAGUUCCUACUUCCGGGCAUUUUUUAAAUCGGGCGUGGAAGCAAGUAAACAGCGUGAAAUUGUCCUGGAGGAUGUUGAACCUGGUGUCAUGGGUAUGAUUCUGAAAUAUCUUUACACGUCAAGCAUCAAUGUGACUGAGCAGAAUGUCCAAGACAUCUUUGCUCUCGCCAACAUGCUCCAGAUCCCUUCCAUUUUCACAGUGUGUGUCUCAUUCCUCCAGAAGCGCUUGAGCUUGAGCAACUGCCUGGCCAUCUUUCGUCUGGGAUUGAUGCUCGACUGCCCUCGGUUGGCUGUCUCAGCACGGAAUUUUGCCUGCGAACGUUUUCAGCUGAUCACGCGAGAUGAGGAGUUCCUACACCUAAGUCCAAGCGAGUUAGCGGCCAUCUUGGCCUCUGACUCACUGAAUGUGGAAAUGGAGCAGGCUGUAUUUGAAGCUCUGAUCAAAUGGGUGGGCAGUGACAAGGACAAGCGUCUUGAUGAACUCCCAACGCUAUUGGACUGUGUGCGCUUCCGACUUGUCCCUGAGGACUAUUUUGCAGAGCAGGUGGAGCGCCAUGAAUGGCUGCGAUCUAACCCAGAAAUUACCAAGAAACUGCAGCUGGUCAAAGAUGCUUAUGCUGGAAAACUUCCAGAGGUCCAGAAAACUUUGACGAAUAAGAAAAGCAAGGAGAAGACUGAGGAAGAUGGCGAUGUGGAAGAUGAUCAGGAAGAGCUACUUCCUGGAAUCUUGAAUGAUGACUUAAGGUUUGGCAUGUUCCUUAGAGAUGUAGUAUUUAUGAUAAGUGAGAGAAGUUCAGUAGCUUAUGACCCAACAGGAAACGACUGCUAUGUGGCAUCAAUAUCCAGCCAGAUUCCAAAAAAUCACUGCAGCAUUGUCACCAAAGAGAACCAGAUCUUUGUAGCUGGUGGACUUUUCUUCAACGAACAAAACGAAGAGGAACAACUUAACUCGUACUUUUUACAGUUUGAUCCCACAAGUUCAGAUUGGCUUGGAAUGCCCCCCAUGCCCUCACCACGCUUUCUGUUUGGCAUGGCUGAAGCAGAGAACUGCAUCUUUGUAAUCGGUGGAAAGGAGUUAAAGGAAGGAGAACAAACUUUGGAUUCAGUUCUAGUUUAUGACAGACAAGCUUUGAAAUGGGGAGAGUCAGUUCCACUUCCCUAUGUGGUAUAUGGCCAUGGAACAGUGUCUCACGAUGGAAUUGUGUAUGUAAUAGGAGGAAAAGGAGACAGCAAACAGUGCUUGAACAGAGUUUGUGCUUAUGAUGCAAAGAAAGGUGAAUGGAAGGAUCUUGCACCACUGAAGACUGAACGAUCGCUGUUUGGUGUCACUGUUUAUAAGGACAAGAUCUAUGUGGCUGGAGGUGUUACAGAGACUGGCCUCACUGGCACCAUAGAGGUUUACGAUAUUAAAUCAAACAAGUGGUCUGAGUUUGUCGAGUUUCCUCAGGAGCGCAGCUCCCUCAGUUUGAUCACAGUGGGUAAUGCCAUCUACGCUGUGGGCGGCUUUGCAAUGUUUCCAAAUGAAAACAGUGAGGAGCUCACACCAAGAGAGAUGAAUGACAUUUGGAGGUAUAAUGAAAGUGAGAGGAAGUGGAACGGGAUCCUCAGAGAGAUUCGCUACGCUUCAGGUGCCACAGUGUUGGGUGUUCGUCUCAACAUGCUGAGACUCACUAAAAUGUGAAACAUGAAACCAACAGCACAGCUGUUUCUGCUCAGUUGAGACCCAAUGUUUCUUUUUCUCUUGUAAUUUCUAAUGGUUUGGUUUUAUCAGACAGCAAGUGUGACGUAUGAGCACUAAAAAAUUGGAACUGUGCUUUUUUCCAUUGACCGUGUGUGUGUUUUUUUUUUUUUAAAUAUCACCAAGUUUGGCGGCACGGUGGUGUAGUGGUUAGCGCUGUCGCCUCACAGCAAGAAGGUCCUGGGUUCGAGCCCCGUGGCCGGCGAGGGCCUUUCUGUGCGGAGUUUGCAUGUUCUCCCCGUGUCCGCGUGGGUUUCCUCC